AUGGGUGAAAACUCGGGCUCAGCAACUAUCAAAGCUGAUAUUCUCAUCCGUGCCGGGUCUAUCUACACCCUAGAACCGAGGAUUACACCGAAGAAAAGCUUGGCUAUCAAAGGCAGAUUCAUAUGGGCAUUAUCUGACGACCGUCAUGGAUUGGAUAACUGUAUCGGACCUGAUACUCAUGUACUUAAUUAUCCGAAUGGAACAGUAUUACCGAGUUUCGACGAUACCCAUACUCAUCUCAUCUUUGCCGGAUUGAGUGCAUUCGACGUCCCCGUGCACGAUGCAUCAACUAUCGAUGAACUUCUUUAUGCGAUCCGGGAACGGACGCAGAUUACGCCUGCCGGAAAAUGGGUAGUUACAGCGGCCAAUUUCCAAGAGCAUAAUUUACGCGAGCAAAGACUGCCAACACUCCGGGAAUUGGAUCUUGUUAGUCGAGAUCAUCCGAUAGUUGUGCGGCGAGGAGGACACAAUCUUGUUGCUAAUUCUUAUGCAAUGAACUUGGCCGGAGUUACACCCGAUACUAAAGCGCCUGGAGGAGGACAUAUAGGUCUGGACGAGGAGGGAGGUCUGAAUGGGCUACUCCAAGAUACUGCCGUCGUCCUUAUGGAUAGGAUAAGGCCCAGCGCGAGUAUGGAAGAACGUGUCGAGGGUAUUCGUCAAGCAUCCGCGUCCUACGCCGCCACAGGCACAGGAUGCGUCCGGGAUUGCGCUGUAUCCCUGAAAGAUCUAGAAGUGUUACGGACUACCCACGACGCAGGAAAACUCCACGUCCGUAUACGCGCGUUGAUAUCGGCGAUAGGUCUAACGACUGUAUCCGCCGUAGACCAGCUUUUAACCGAUAUGGAGGCAUACCGUUCUCUUCAGACAGAUCCGUGGUUACAAAUCUGGGGCGUGAAAUUCAUGCUCGAUGGAGGUAUUGAAUCUGCCGCUCUGGAAACACCUUAUAUCGCUGCACCGCCUCAUUGCUGUGCGCCUGCUGAAUACAUCAGAUUAACCUUCUGGGAUCCCAAGGAACUCACUGAUGCCAUGGAUGCGGUGGUCUGUAGGGGUUGGCGUGUAGGAUGUCACGCAUUCGGUGACAGGACGGUGGGGAUACUUCUUGAUGUCUACGAGGAAAUUCUCAGGCGACAUCCGUAUCUUCCUAUUAGUACACUUGUGCUUGAACACGGUGGUUUGGUUAGUCCUGAGCAACAGAAGCGUGCCAUUCGACUGAAAAUCCCGGUUACCAUCCAGCAUCCUCUAUUACACGACACAGCGGGGAUUUUAUCUCAUUAUUGGGGCUCGGAACGUGUUGAAAAGCUCUUUCCCGCUCGGUCAUGGCUGGAUCAAGGUGCGUUGUUGGCUGGGGGAUCGGAUUACCCAGUUGGAUCGUUUGAUGCCAUGCGAUCUAUUUGGGGCAUGUCCAGUCGGGAAACUGUAGCAGGUACCCUCGGAGUUGCUCAAGCCAUCACACCCGCAGAGUCGGUUUCGCUUCAUACCACCUUCGCUGCGGACCUAUUGCGAGAGAGUGACAGGAGAGGCCGAUUACUCCCUGGAUAUUUUGCGGACCUGGCAGUAUGGCCGGAGGAUCCCUUGCGGGUACAGGACUUUUCCAAACUCAGGGAUAUGUUGCCUCUUUGCACGAUAGUCGGAGGAAAGAGUGCGGAAGAUGAUUGGCGUAGGGAGGUGUUUCACUAA
Talaromyces stipitatus ATCC 10500 is the source of this 1677-nucleotide messenger RNA. RefSeq names its product exoenzymes regulatory protein aepA precursor, putative. NCBI's taxonomy places the organism in Eukaryota, Fungi, Ascomycota, Eurotiomycetes, Eurotiales, Trichocomaceae. Gene Ontology annotation, molecular function: hydrolase activity, acting on carbon-nitrogen (but not peptide) bonds. Bases 1 to 1677 code for a protein of 558 amino acids. The transcript has 2 exons. The record is from RefSeq and is a predicted model, not a curated record.